Messenger RNA from Doryrhamphus excisus (bluestripe pipefish), 4412 nucleotides. Lineage: Eukaryota; Metazoa; Chordata; Actinopteri; Syngnathiformes; Syngnathidae. The record is from RefSeq and is a predicted model, not a curated record.
CCACUACUAUCAACAUUUAAACGGUAAUGUUCAAGUACCGUGCAGUGGCAAAUAAUGGGGGAAUACUUAAGGUGUAAUUUGGAAAAAAGGACGGCCAAUAGGAUUUUGAUUUGUAAUUAGCUCACCUGUGUAUAGUUUGAUUAACCAGGUGUAUAAUCCCUCCUGCUCCUCACCAGCGUCACCCUGCUAGCAAAAGCUAGCUAAUGUAGCAAAGAUUUUCGUAGCAUUGUCCUCAUAACAGAGUGUUUACGUUAUGGCGGUAGAUGCUCCAAGGCAAUGUUGUGUCUCAUCGUGUCGGACUGUUGCGCUUGUGUUGCUUCUCUUCGCUCUGGUGCCGAGUUUAAGAUGUUUUUCGUGGAAGGGUCUUGGUCACAGACCCCCACGCAAUUUAGCAAGUGAGGGUGUAAGGAAGGGCAAGAUUUUCUUCAAUGGGAAGCCAACAUCAGAAGGACUGUGGGACUUCAUGGAGCCCUCUCUGCAAUGUGGUUUACAUCAGAUGAGAUUAACAGUCCUGGGCCGUGGAGCUGCAGACUGGGGACUAGACCUGGGCAGUGGACAAUCCCAACCCUUGAGCAAGGCACUAGAAUCGUGUGGCUAUUUGCUCCAUCAGAAUGCUUUUGGCUUUGUGUUGGUAAUCCCUUAUGAUGGCUGCAAUGUAAUACAAGAGGAUGGCUAUUAUGUGUUGCCAAUGAGCUACCUGCGGACUUCAAUUACACUGGCGUGCCCCAUGACUGCCGCUUUGACCACUGGAGAUUCCAUCCCUCCAAUUGCCGGGAACACAUACCGAUCCAAGCGCUAUGCAGCCCCGGCAUUCUCCAGCUAUGACCCUUACCAACAACAUUAUUAUUCCUAUUUGUAUUACCUCUACUACAUGAAUAUGAUGGCAAAUCAUCAGUUUGGCCAACCAGUUUACAAUCCCAUGUAUUAUCCGUUACGCUACAGCCCGCCCAAGACCACCACUUCACCCCAAGUCGCCACUCAUGCUCCCUCUGACUCCAAUCAGAAAUUUGCAAUGCCUUAUUCCAUCUAUUCCCACUAUAUUCCUCCUCCCUACCCAAAUGCACCCUAUUGCCACAUGCCAGGUGCACUUUGUCCAAUAGCUUUUCCUCAAUAUUACCCAGGGCCGAACCAACCAAUAGAACCUACCCCAGCUCCAACUGUGGCGAGGCCGUCCACUGUGGCGUGGCCACCCACUGUGACAAAGGCGCCCACUAUGCCUACUACUACAUCUAGAUGCAAACAUGCAGGUACCCCUACCACCACAACUGUAUCACCUAGAUAUAAACCCACCACUACUACUGCCACCUCCACCUCCACCACCACUGCUACUAAAUCAAGGUGUAAACUCAGAACCACCACUUCAACCACAAAGAAUAGAAACUUUACCCCGUAUGCCGCAGCGCCCUUUGCACCAGAGGUUUCAUACAACACAAGAGGUGAAACGCCAAGCGAUCCUAAAAGUGUACCUCAGAGCAGCUACAAAUCUGGACCCCUACUGAACUACCAGUACUGGCAACAAGAGCCCUGGGUUCCUCAGGCUGUGGAUGAGGACCCCGACUAUGACUGGGAUGAUCUAGAUCCUUAGCUGGCGUGUAGUCCUGAUGCCAUUCAAUAAAUGUUUUAAUUAGAAGGUGGUCUGAAUGGUUCUUACACACAGGCUACCAUUUCAAAUGAAACCUUUGUCGUGAUAUGUAGAGUACCCCACCUCCAGUAUGUUUAACUGCAGUAUAUGUACUCUGGAUGUGCUCUGAAUCAUGUACAAUGUCCUUUCAGCUACAAGGCAACUGUCUAUUGCUGUGAUAUACAGUAGUUACCAAAGUGAGCUAAAAUCACACCUUUUUUCUCAUAUUUUGACCUUUUUUCUCAAAUGUACUGACAUUUACAAGAACCGGAUGGAUGAGUAUUUUGACUUUUAAAGUCGCAUAUUUACGUCAUUAAUACUUCAACUAUGCAAUUCUUUUCUUAAUGACUAUUUUUCUAAUAUCCUUAUUUUUGUCAACACACAGCUAUUAUAUAACUGGCAACACAAGUACACCUCACAGUGAACAUCCAAUGUCCCUUGAGAAGAAUGUUUUUGAAAUAUUGUAGCUAGGGAUGGAUGGUGGGUUACGUUGGGGUAAUCUACUACCAUGCCUGUGUAUUUUUUACUUAAGUAUAUUUAGCAUGUUUGGCUAUCAGCUUUUCUUCCAUAACUAAAAAAGGGCAUGAAAUGUAAUUGAUGAUCCUAUGUUGCUUUGGCUUUUCCUGUGAAACCUGCCCAGGCUUUCCAGUGCGCAUGCACACACCCCAUUCUGUCUCUUCCCAUAUAUUUCCACAUGGUGCCAUCUCCUCUGGGCACCCCUGCCACGAUGCACAUCUAUACACAUCACUGGAGCUGGGCCGCACGUGACUGCCCAGUCAUGUUGUGCUGCAGAAGCAGGGAUGUGUGCUUGUGAUGCUGCUCCUUCACUAUUGAACCUCCCUGAAGACGAGCAAAGACCUCACUUCAUGCAGCCUGGAAUGUUUAUAUCGUGUGGUCCCCAAGCAUUGGAGAGAGACAGCUCUUGUUUCAUUAAAGGAUGUUAUUGGGCAAUUGUUGCCAUUCUGCCAUGAAGGGAACAUAGACACAUCUCACCUCUGACAUCCCUGACAAUCUUUACAUGGAGGAAGACUAUGAUGUGGACAUGGAUGAAGUAUUCAUGGGAAGGGUCACAGCAGGUCACUGGUGGAUGGACUUGGGGAAGGAGGACAUCAUUGAAGCCGAAAGAGGCUCCAUGGUGAACAGUCGCAGCUGGGCCGAGGAGCUUCAAGAGUGUUACAAUGGAGGACAAUCCAGACUGUCCAGCAUCUCGGCCCAGAGGAAUGAGAGAGAGUCAAUCAGGCAGAAACUUGCUCUCGGCAGUUUCUAUGACGACGAGCCAGUCAUCUUCACCAGUUGCAGCAAAAACGACUCGUCCUCUCGUUUGCAAAACCUGCAGGUGUGUUUUGUCAACGACAGCAGCAGCGACAAAGACAGCGAUGCGGAGGACAGCAGGACAGAAACCAGUCUGGAUACACCUCUGUCACCUGUGAGCAAGCAGAGCUCAUCGUUAUCUGAUCGAGACACAGCAGAGGAGGAUUCAGAUCCAUUAGAUGACUGCGGCGGGUUCUGGCGGGUGCAGCGGAGGCUCCAGGAGGAGGCCCGGGUGGCACUGGCUCUGGCGAGACCCAUGGCCAAGAUGCAGGUGGAGGUGGAAAGGCAAAUACAGCUACACAGACGCUCACCUGUGGCAGAUCUGCUUCCCCACUUGCCUCACAUCAGCGAAGGCUUGAUGAAGAGGAAUCUGAGGCGAGGGGACAUGAGGGAUAUGAGUCUUGGGCAGCUCCAAGUCAUCACAAAUGACAUGCACUCGCAGAUCCAGAGUCUAAAUGAGGAGCUGGUGCAGCUCCUCCUAAUGAGGGAUGAGCAGCAUGUAGAGCAGGAUGCCAUGCUGGUGGACAUCGAAGACCUCACCAGACAUGCUCACAGCCACCAGCGGCACCAGGCAGAGAAAGCCAACGCUAAAUAAAUUCCUCCUGUGUGUCCAUCUGCACGCCAUCCGACUUAGUACUCACUCCAUCGAUUGUCCCUUGUGUUGCCACGGAAACUCCAUCUGUGCUGUCUCUGGAGGAAAAAAAGAGAGCAUAUAGUUAAGUAUUGCACCACUGGAUGUCGUCCAAGGACAUAAAUGAAGCUUAUGGAGGGGAGUUUUAAACAGGCACAGCUGAUAGGCUUUUCACUCCCAUUGGAUUCAUAAUAGUAAUAAUAACUGCUGGAUUUAGUUCAAAGAAUUAAGGGAAUCUUCUUGACAUAAUUCCAUCCGGAGACCAAUUUGUCAUCUCAUUGGUUUUUCAAUGUACAUUUUCAGUACAAAAUGAUGGUUUGGAAGGGAGCAGAUGCACGGAAAUUGAGUGUUGUAAUAGAAAAUCAUUAAAUCUGUCAGUCCAAGACAGCGCUGAUUUGCAGCUUAGCUUCAAUGUGACGUUCUAAUGCUGCAACAUUACUGAGAAUCACACAAAACUGGAUGUAAAAAAUGCUGCUAGUGCACACUUUAUUUGUGCUUUUUUUAUUUUUUCAAAUACGUCACGGAAAACAUGCAGGAUAGAGAUUUGGGGCGAAAUGGGAGCGACAGAGCAAAAAUAGAGGUAUGAUGAACUGCCUCAAAAUAAACAUGCGGUGAGAGGCUCAUUUUGCUAGGUAAGCAUAAAUCUGUAAAACAAAACAUUCGUAAAAUCCUGCACUUGACAUAUCUAUUUUAUGUAAGAUUAUGGACAUGAAGGAUGCCAAAGAGAAGGAAGCAACCACUUAUUGGUCAUGAAUAGUGUGUCCUUUUUACAUGCUGUCAACUUUCUUUUUCUAUUGUAUGCCAUGUACUGUAUGAUGAUUGUAAAGAAAUUAAACAUUUUAAAUGUGA